AUGUCGGACGACACCGCCCCCCUCCACGUCGUCAUUGUCGGCGCCGGCAUUGGCGGUCUGACUGCUGCUGUCGGGCUGCGCGCCGAGGGCCACCGCGUCACGCUGCUGGAGCGCUCCCAGCUCGCCCAGGAGACCGGCGCCGCCAUCCACCUGGCGCCCAACUGCCAUGGGCUCCUCAAGCGGUUCGGGAUCCAGCCGACGUCUUUUGGCGCCAACCCGCUGGAGGGCAUCGCCGAGUACGAUGGCGCCGGCAACUUGAAAAUGGACAUCAACCUGCGCGGCGCCGGCGGCAUGUGGCAGCACCCGUGGGUCCUGAGCCACCGCGUCAGCCUGCACAACGAGCUGAAGCGCGUGGCCACGGCCGAGGCGGGCGACGGCCCGCCGGCGGUGCUCAAGGUCGGCAGUCGGGUCGUGUCGGUGGACCCCGAGACAGCGACGGUGACGCUCGAGGACGGUACGACGGUCAGUGGCGACUUGGUCCUGGGCGCCGAUGGCGUGUCGUCGGUCACGCGCAGCUGCAUCGGCGGCGACACCAUCAAGCCCUUUCCGUCGGGCGGCAGUGCGUUCCGCUUUCUCGUCCCGCGCCAAAAAGUGCUCGACAACCCGUCGACGGCCCAUUUGGGCGCCCGGCCCGAGCGCGACGGCUACAUGACCAUGUGGUACGGCCGCGACCGCCGCCUCGUCAUGUAUCCGUGCGUCAACAACACCGUGCUCAACUUUGUCGGUCUCCAUCCGUCCGCCUUGACGUCGACCGACAGCAACAGCAAGAGCACCUGGAGCGGCGAGGGCAGCAAGACUGCCCUGCUCGACGUCUACAAGGAGUUUGGCCCCGCCGUCCACGACCUGCUGUCGCUCGUCGACAGCGCCGACCUGAAGCUGUGGACGCUCUUGGACAUGGACCAGCUGCCGUCCUGGACCACCGGCAAGCUGGCCCUCCUCGGCGACGCCGCCCAUCCGUUUUUGCCGCACCAGGGCCAGGGCGGCGGCAUGGCCAUCGAGGACGCGGCGUCGCUCGUGGCCCUGCUGCGCGCCGGCACCCCACGCAGCGAGCUGCCGGGGCGCCUGGCCCUCUACCAGGACAUCCGCAUGUACCGCGCCCACAAGGUCCAGGCUGACACCCGCCAGGCCGGGGCCGACAUUGUGGACGGCCAGACGCCCCUCUUCAACGUCCAGGAGUUCAAUUUCUACAACUUUGCCUACGACGAGUGGCACAACACCUCCCACCGCCUCAACCAGUGGCUGUGGGCCCGCCACGGCCCUGCGUACCGACGCCAGCCGUCCGUCUUUGGGCCCGCGCCCGGCCCGCGCCAGGACGCCCUCGGCCGCCCCGUCGACGCCCCCCAGGCCACGUUUCGGACCACCAGCAUCCGCUUCAAGACCUCGGCGACGUACCUCCAGACCCUCUUCCCGACCCCCGCGUUCAAAUUUGCCCGCCCCGGCACCGUUGUCGAGGCCACGUUCAAGUGCAACGAGCUCGACCGUCUGCCCUGGCUGGGCGGCGGCGGGUACCGCUUUGCAGGCCUCUGGGUCCACGGCGUGCAGUACACCAAGACCAAGGACAAGGACGGCGCCGCGCUCUUUGGGUCCUACCUGCCCGUCCUCUUUGAAGACCUCACCGAUCCCAUUCUCAGCGGCCGCGACGAGCUCGGCAUGCCCAAGCUGUUUGCGAGCAUCGCCGUCGAGACAAAGGAUGCCGCCACCGACAUUCGUCUUAGCUGGCGCGGCACCGAGUUUGUGCGCAUGACCGUGGACCAUCUCGAGUCCGUUCCUGCGCCCACACCGGGCGAAGCAGCCGCAGCCGCAGCCGCAGCGGCCCCUGUCUCGCCGUUUGCGCCCAAGCCGGCGCCCGACGACGGCGACUUCUUCUACCGCUACGUGCCCGCCGUCGGCCAGCCGGGCACCGCGGACGCCGAGUACCCCGUGUUUCUCCCGCACAAAGACAGCACCACCUCGCGGGUGGUGGAGGCCACGCAGGUCACGCAGCAAGCGUCCCUCACCUUCCAGGCGGGCAGUCAGACGUCGCUUCCGACACUGCACCACAUUGCUGCCGCGUUGGCCGAGAUUCCUGUCUAUGGCAUCGUCAAGGCCACGGUCGAGGAAGGCCACGGGGUCGACAACUUUGCCCACGCACAGCGGAUUGAGUAG
Messenger RNA from Sporothrix schenckii 1099-18, 2145 nucleotides. Its product is annotated as salicylate hydroxylase. Bases 1 to 2145 code for a protein of 714 amino acids. The transcript has a single exon. The record is from RefSeq and is a predicted model, not a curated record. Gene Ontology annotation, molecular function: lyase activity; monooxygenase activity; FAD binding. NCBI's taxonomy places the organism in Eukaryota, Fungi, Ascomycota, Sordariomycetes, Ophiostomatales, Ophiostomataceae.